Messenger RNA from Striga hermonthica, 669 nucleotides. NCBI's taxonomy places the organism in Eukaryota, Viridiplantae, Streptophyta, Magnoliopsida, Lamiales, Orobanchaceae. The record is from the annotation of a GenBank genome assembly.
AUGAAAAAGAUAAGUCAGCAUUAUUACCUCCUCUUUCCCAUUCUCCUCUUCACACUCCUCUCACAUCGGGCAGCUGCCCAGGCAGCUUCCCCGGUGCUCGACAUCACCGGGCAGGAGGUCCAGGCUGGCGUCCCCUAUCACAUUAUUUCUGCCAUCUGGGGUGCAGGUGGCGGGGGACUCACCAUGUCCGAUGUCCGCAACCUGACGUGCCCGCUCGACGUCACCCAGACGCCAAACGACCUCCUGUGGGGCCUCCCGGUGGCCUUCCACCCGGCCAACUACUCGGACGAGGUCGUCCGCCUCUCGACCGACCACAACUUCGAGUUCGACGCCGUCACAGUCUGCGUGUCGAGCAACGUGUGGAGGCUCGCGUUCGACAACUCCAUCCUGAGGUUCUACAUCACGACUGGUGGGGAGCUCGGGAACCCGGGCAGGUGGACGCUCAACAACUGGUUCAAGAUCGAGGCGCAAGGGAGCAACUACAAGCUCGUCUUCUGCCCGACGGUGUGCCCCACGUGCCGGCCCGUGUGCGGGGACCUGACCAUCUAUGUGGAUGGGCCUUAUAGGCGGCUGGUGAUGGCCCAGACGGGCGAGGGCCCGCUAACGGUUUUUUUCAGGAGGGCAGAGGAGUCGGCUAGCGGAACCGUGUCGGGGAGUAGGUCGGAGUGA